This is a messenger RNA of Tachyglossus aculeatus (Australian echidna), 2669 nucleotides long. RefSeq lists its product as uncharacterized. The transcript is spliced from 9 exons. The record is from RefSeq and is a predicted model, not a curated record. Lineage: Eukaryota; Metazoa; Chordata; Mammalia; Monotremata; Tachyglossidae. The coding region runs from base 60 to 2669 and encodes 869 amino acids.
AUCUGAGGCAGUGUCGAACAUCUCCCUCAAGGAAGCUGAUUGAUGAAGUGAGAAUCACGAUGGAGAAGAAGGUCUCAGCCUCCAGUGGAAAGGAGAACAGGGCCACUGGCCCAAGAGCUCCAUGGAGAUCAGAAAGGAGAGUUCAGAAGAAUGUGGGUGUCAGUCUGUACGUGGGAGACAGAAGUGAUGCUGUGGUGCCCCCGUACUGGGCAGAUAAGGCAACUGGACAGGCAGUGGAGCAAAGUGGGGUUCAGACUGGAGGUUUGCUCAUCCCCUGCGGCAAAGCCUUCUGGAAGAGGGAUCCCAGGCUGAUCCAGACCAACCUACUGGGUUCAUGCCAACCUUUGAAGGAGGCCCCUAGCCAGCAGCCCAACUCCUGUUUCCAACAGCAAAGUAACCUCCAACCCUGCUCCUGGAGAUCUCGCAGGGCACCCAACUUGCUUGGGAAAUCACAAGAGAAGAUCCUGUGGCAGAGAAACCAGAGCCUCUAUCUGGAGGAACAGCCUAAGAGAAUCCUAUUGUGGAAGCCCGAAGAGGGGCCAGGGCCCCAGUGCCCCAGGGGCAGACACCAUGUUCUAGGCAGGCUCAGCCCACCCAGAGGGCAGCCAUUUCAGAUCCACCAGGCAGCACCUCCUACUUCUGACCAGAGCACUUCCCAGGGCUUGGUGGGUUUUGAUAAGGUCCCAUUAUUUCCCACGCAGUCCCAUUGUUCUUCAGGCAGUGUCAGUGGAAACAGGGACCCUCACCACCACCUUAGAGAACCCUUCUUUUUGGAAGGUUUGGGUCCCCCUUGCAAGCCUCCUGACCCUUCUGCCAGCUUUCAGGCCAUGCAGGCUGUCUUCCAGGCAACCCACACUUCUGCCCUCCUGCCCUCCUGCAUGCAGAGAUUCAGGCAGGAGGUGGCUCUGAUUGAACUGGGUGGCUCUCAGGGGGACAGUGAGGCCCACCUGGAAGGGGCUGCCCCAGAUGAUUGUCUCCCAGGGAUGCUGAGAGGAAGGGGACUGCCGAUGGACUCAGCUGUGGCCACAGGCCAGGGGCUGAAGACCAGGGACCUGGGUGCUGCUGAAUCCUCUGACUCCCCCACUAAAGACAAGCAUGUCACACGGUGUGUACCCAGAGCUGGAACCGGAAGACUCAGCCUCUCUGAGAGAAGUUGGACUGAUCCCGUCUCCACUGUCAAUGCUAACUCCUUGGCUGACCUUGAAACUAAAGCGCGCCCCUCUAAAGCUUCUCUUUUCCUUGGGGCCAAGAGGAUAUGGCAGGCUUCCAGGAAGGGAGAGGCCCACACUGGGCUCCCAUUUGGACCAUUUCCCCCUCUCAUGCCCAGUGGGGAAGAGUACCCCCCUGGCCCUGCUCCAGAUGGAGUGCAAGUGUCUUGGGAGAUGCGGCCAAGGGGAGGUCUAUGUCCUGUCGGGGUCUCUAGCAGAGGUGCUGCCCUACAGGUGGACAGUGUUUUGGCUCAGCAGUUCAGUCUAGAUAAAGGUGGCAUCUCUCAAGGUGGUGAGGGCAGUGGAACUCCAGCAAGGAGAGGAGAGGCCAGCCAUGCUGCUGCUGGGCAGAAGGCCCCAGAGAGCAGGGAUCCCAGUGCUGGGCUCAGCACCUGUGGGGAAGAGGGCAGACAGGACCAGAGAGACUGCGAUUCAGACUCUGAGAGCAGCCACAAGUUGCAUCUUCCUGGGGCCCAGGGAGCAGCAGCAUGCUGCCUUGGGGUCCCCUGGGGGCGGGACGAAGCCAGAUUGGAGCUGGACCCAGCUGAGAAGACCCCAAUGGUGACGCAGAGCCAGGAGGAUCGAGAUCCGGGCCAGGAAGAUGAGGAGCAGCUGCAGGAUGCACUACAAGGGGAGGUUUCUGCUGAGGGCACUGUAUCUCUGAAGAACAAACAGACAAGGGACCAAGCUAGUAGCCUUCUCUCCCAGUGCUUUGGGGCCUGGCGGUGUCACAUGCUGGGGAAGUUGGCGGCCCAGCAUCUGUACAGGCAGCAGCUGCUGCGAAAGGGGAUCAGGGCCCUGUGGUGGGCAGUGCAGCUGAGGGACAUUCAGCUGGACAGUGCACGGAGGACACACUCACGAGGCGUCCUGAUCAGGAGCUUCCGCAAGUGGAAAGAGACUUCAAUAAAGCAGAAGGAGAGGAAGCAGCUGGUUCUGGCCGAGCCGUCGUCUCCUCCUGCAGAUUCCCGGACUGCUGAAGGAGGAGGGAGGAGAGGCCCACACAGGAAGCAAUACUGCUGUUCAGCUGGGAAUCAGAAGGGUCUCAUGGAGCUGCUUCCAUCAGCUUUCAGACUGUGCCAUCUGCAGAAGGAACAGACUGCCAGAGCGGAAGCCAGGCUGGAGGAAGCUCGGGCCGUGCUGGGGAGGAAGAGGCUGCAGAGAGUGUUCCAGGCUUGGCACUGCCGCUCCAUUGAGACAGCCUGGAUUUCCCCUCUGGUGGCCCAGAGCCAGAAAAACCAGCUUGGCCAGUGUUUUGGGGCAUGGCGGUGCCAGACUCAGCGGACGGCUCUGUGCCAAGCCACUCUGGCAGAGCGGAGGGUCGAGAGCCUGAGAAGGUGCCUGUGGCAGUGGGCCCGGAUGCUGCGGCUCAGAGACAUGGACAGGAAGCUCAUGGCCCAGUUUUAUUUCUGCCGGCCAAGGAUGUGGCCCAGAGAUGCCCAGCUGGGUAUGACAGCUUGUUGA